AUGGAAAGGUCAGAAGACUUUAAUGAUUGGAGAUGGGAAGAAGAGAAAGAUGACUUUAGAGCUAUUCUUGAUGAAGCUGUAAUGGAAAUCCCUAAGGGUGACCUAGUCAUAAUAGGUGGUGACUUAAAUGCGCAUGUGGGAAAAGCAAGAGAUAGCUACAAAAGGCAUCAUAACAUUGAAAGAAUAGAUUUCUCACAAGAGAAAAAAGCCCUAUAUGAUGACAAGACAAGAUACAAAAAAUCCAAGAGAUUAGCUACAAAGGCGGUUACUAGAGCCAAAUCUAUGGCAUACGAUGACAUGUACGAAGAUCUACAUACCAAAGAAGGGCAAAAUAAAAUAUACAGAUUAGCCAAACAGCGAGAAAAGAACUCUAGGGAUAUAAACGUAGCUCCGAUAGUAAUCAUAAAUAAAGAUGGGAAAUUGAUAAUAAAGGAAAAAGAAAUAAUGAAUAGAUGGAAAGAAUAUUUUCUGGAGCUUCUCAACUUUAAUCCCCACAUACUACAUCUAGAUGAACACUCCCAAUGUCAAAACCUUGUACAACCAAUAACAGAACAAGAAAUAAUCACAUGCCUUAAGCAUAUGGAAAACAACAAAGCUAGGGGUCCAGAUGAUAUUCCAAUAGAAAGUCUUAAAGCACUAGGAGAUGAUGGAAUACAUCUCCUCACAAAUCUGUACAAUAAAAUAUAG
Messenger RNA from Gordionus sp. m RMFG-2023, 687 nucleotides. RefSeq lists its product as uncharacterized. NCBI's taxonomy places the organism in Eukaryota, Metazoa, Nematomorpha, Gordioida, Chordodea, Parachordodidae. The record is from RefSeq and is a predicted model, not a curated record. Bases 1 to 687 code for a protein of 228 amino acids. The transcript has 3 exons.